This is a messenger RNA of Phragmites australis (common reed), 812 nucleotides long. Its product is annotated as dirigent protein 1-like. Bases 98 to 697 code for a protein of 199 amino acids. The record is from RefSeq and is a predicted model, not a curated record. The transcript has a single exon. Lineage: Eukaryota; Viridiplantae; Streptophyta; Magnoliopsida; Poales; Poaceae.
UAAACCUAUAACUCAUCAGUAGCUAGCCUAAUCUCCUCCUCUGCUUCCUCAAAUUUGUUCCACAGACAGACAACAGUACAUACAACCAGUCAAUAAAAUGGCCGGCUCGGCUGCAAAUAAGCGCCUCCUGUUCCUGCUCCUCGCCGCCGCCGUCGCUCUGACCUUCGCUGCGGCCUCGGCGCGCCGGCGCCCGGUGCGGCUGCGCCUGUACAUGCACGACAUCGUGGGCGGGCCGGGGCAGACGGCGGUGCUGCUUGUGAAGGGCGCUGGCCCGGAGAACCCGUCCAUGCACCCGGGCAACUACUUCGGCGACACGGUGGCGGUCGACGACCUCCUCACGGAGGGCCUCGCCGUCGACUCCAAGGCCGUAGGCCGGGCACAGGGCACCUACAUGGUGGGCUCCAUGCGCGACCCGGUGUUCGUGGUCAGCGUGACGUUGCUGCUCACCGCAGGGCCAUAUAACGGGAGCACGCUCAUCGUGGCCGGCCACGACGACACCUCCGAGGCGGUCAGGGAGCUCGCGGUGGUCGGCGGGACGGGAAGGCUACGCCGGGCCGCCGGGCACGUGCUGUGGAGCAUGGCCAAGGUGGAGUCGGUGCUGCACGCCGUGCUGGAGCUGGACGUGCACGCGUCCGUGCCGGUGCCGAGCGACGCUGCUCCUGCUCGUGGGGGUCAUGCGUUUGUCAGUUCCGAGUGAUUCCUAGCUACUUACUAGCUACUUGCUCAGUCGUAUCAUCGGUAAUGAAAUGUUGGCUGUCAACGCCUCUAUUCAUAUGAAAUGAAAUGAAAUGAACGGCGUUCAUUUGAAUUUA